UCUGCCGGACAAAAGGCGAAGCUGUCUGACGGAGGAUUGAAACCCAAUUAGAAACAGAGGAGACAUUUUGGGAAAACUGUAAGUGUCCGUGUGUCCCGGUGGUCCAAGGCUGUAGAUAUAUGGUCAAAUAAACACCAGUGGAGGCUCGUUGACUGGAAUAUUAAGGAUGUUCCAGCAGAGUGAAGAGCCUCGUUUCACCAUUGAGCAGAUAGACCUCCUCCAGAGACUGAGGAGGACAGGGAUUACGCAGGUGGAGCUCCUCCACGCCCUGGACACACUUGACCACCUGGACCGCCAACAUGGACACAAGUUGACCCACAAACCGUCCUACAUGCCUCCGUCGUCUUCUUUGUCCUCUUCCAGUGCCGUCGCCGCCUCUUCCUCCAUGACUUCCACUGCGACACAGACAACUUUCCCUGAAAACCGACUCUCACUAUCUCCCAGCAACAACUUCGACAACAACGCCCUACUUCUACCCAUUCCAGUCAAUUCACCUGUUGCCAUGGCAGCAGUAGCUCAGAACGGGUUGGUUGCUGUCACCAAUGGGAAGCUGUCUCCACCCCGGUUUCCUCUGGGCGUGGUUGGUGGUGGCGUGACGGCACCAGGCUAUGGGUUUGAGACCAGCGAAGAGGACAUGGAUGUUGAUGAAAAGGUGGAGGACUUGAUGAGGAAGGACAGUGCUGCGAUUAAAGAGGAGAUCAAGUCCUUCCUGGCCAACAGGCGGAUCUCCCAGGCUGUGGUCGCUCAGGUAACAGGGAUCAGCCAGAGCCGGAUCUCACACUGGCUCCUGCAGCAGGGAUCAGACCUCAGCGAGCAGAAGAAAAGAGCCUUCUUUCGCUGGUACCAGCUGGAGAAAACCAACCCUGGUGCGACUCUGGCAAUGCGAGCCGCCCCUCUGGCUCUGGAUGACAUGAUGGACUGGCACCACAACCCUCCCACAUUUGGCCCCUCCCCUGGGGGCUUCCGUCUGCGCAGAGGGAGUCGAUUUACCUGGAGGAAGGAGUGUCUGGCUGUCAUGGAGAGCUUCUUUAGUGAUAACCAGUACCCCGAUGAAGCCAAGAGAGAGGAGAUAGCCACUGCCUGCAAUGCUGUCAUUCAGAAACCAGGGAAGAAGCUGUCAGAUUUGGAGAGGGUAACGUCUCUGAAGGUCUACAACUGGUUUGCUAACCGCCGCAAAGACAUCAAGAGGCGUGCUAAUAUUGAAGCAGCCAUCUUGGAGAGUCAUGGUAUCGAGGUUCAGAGUCCAGGAGGUCAGUCCAACAGUGACGAGGUGGAUGGCAACGACUUCCCUGACCAGGGUUGCGAGGUGUCUUUAUUUGACAAGAGAGCUUCAGCCAGACAGUUUGGUUUCGGUCGAGCCGACCUCUCCUCUCCAACCCAGGUUCCCACACUGCUCCCCAGCUGGUUCUCUGCUCUGAGUAGAGGAGCCUUGUCUGGACAGAGGGGUGCUUCUCUGAUUGGUCGCUCCUUAAUCUCAGGGGCGGGCCCUCCAGCGGAAGGUUCCAGGCUGUCAGGUGUGUCCUGGUCUCCCCCUUCCCCCUCACUCCAGGAGGAACCUACCAUCCAUGGCGUGCUGUCGGACCCCCAGGACCCGAUCAUUGUGGAGAAGUCCGCUGCCAAUCACACCAACCAGGCGGACGCCAAUCAGGUGGAGGGAGCAAGGUGCAGUAUGGGAAAUGACAUCAAGACGGAGACGCUGGAGGACGACUAAAAGGGGCGGUGAAUGUUGGAAAUGUCGGGGUCAUGAAUGGAACAGGGUCAGAGGUGUUUAUAUGCAAGCAGAUUUUAUAGGAAUGUAACAAGAGAAAAAAUGACCAAAAGUGGUGUAAGCUCCAACCCUGAGAUACCUCCCAACCCUACCUCCAACCACCAACCUGCUCUGCUACACUCUAAUAGGCAUUACUAGUGUAAUAUAAUAAUGCUAAUUAUAAUGAUUAACGCUUAUUUGUAAAAGUUGUCACAAGAUUGUGGAAGAUUUACAAAGCUAAAAUAUCAAAUCACACAGAGAAUGAGUUAAUCACAACAAUGGCGUACACAUUUAGAAAUACUUAUAGAAAUAUGUUUUAAUCCCACUCGUUGUCUUUGGUGAUUUGGUUUUUGGAGCCUUUUGAAUCUUCCCUGCAGGAUUGUCUAUCAGGACACGAUGCAUUGUGCAGAUUUCUUUGAAAACCUCGUUUUUUUCCACAGCAGGACAACACUGUACAUGAAACGGGGUUCACACAGUUUCAGGGUCUUGCACUGUGAUCACAACACAACUGAACAGCCUCAAAAGAUAAGUUUAUGAAUUUCAAAGUUGUUUAUUUUAAAGUUAUGUAGCUCGUUUUUACCACAGUUGAUUAUCUAUUUUAAAUAUUUGCUGUUAUUUCCCUCCAGUGAGAAAACAGCAGAAUAAGCUUUUAGUCAUCAAGGGCAAGGCUCUUAGGGAAUAUUUCUUUGAGUCUAAAAUUACAUUUUUAAUGUAUUAUUUUUAAAAAUAGAAACAGAGUCCUCCACAUUAUACCGUACCCUGGAAAAUUAAGAUCAACAUAUGGAAGCAAAGUGAAGCCAUUAUUGUUUUGCAGUUUUUGAGCACACAAAUCACUUAUUUUGAAAUGUGUCAGCUGAAUGCAGUUGAAGUAUAAAUACCUCUGAAUUGAUAGUAAUAAUGUGUUUAAUUCGAAAUCAUCUUUUUUUUUCUUUUUUUUUUUUGGUCUGCAUUUUGUUUGUUUUAUUUAGGGCCAAUUGUUGUUGAACUGAGUUCUCAGUUAUUUCUGUGGCUGUCAUUCCUGAUCAGGAAUAUCUUAACACAGUCUGGCUGCAGAUCUCAGAUGCCCCCCUUUGCAAAGGACCACUGUGAGUGUGAGACUGUGACUUUAUAAUAAAUUAUUUAAACUUCUGGUUAGGGUUAGCAUACCCAAAGGUUAAAUUAAAAAGCCUGACCUACAAAAUCUGAAUACAACACAUUUAAUUAAUUAUCAUAGUAAACAGUCUGCUGACAGGAAAAAAGCUUAUCCUCCAAAAAAAAAAAACUUAAAUACAGCUAAUGUUGCUCAGGGUAAAGCUAACUAAGCUGCCUAAGCUAUGUAGAUGUAUGUAAUGAAGCUACGUAGGUAACGUAGCUAAGACUAAAGCUAACCGAGCUACUUUAGCUACAUAGUUAAUGUAGUGACAUAGCAAGAUAUAAAUCUAACAAAGCUAAGUAAGCUAUGCAGACAAUGUAACUAUGUAGCUUACAUAGCUAAAACUAAAGCUAACAAGCUAUAUUAGCUAUGUAGGUAAUGUAGCAAAAGCAUAAGUGAACAAAGCUACAUAAGUUACAUAGCUAUUGUAGCUCAUGUAGCUAAGGCUUAAGCUACCUAAGUUACAUUAGCCUCAUAGAUAUCAUAGCAACACAGCUAAAUCUAAAGCUAACAAAGCUGCGUAAGCUAUGUAGAUAAGGUCACUGAAGUUCAUGUAGCUAAAUCUAAGUAAAUAAAGCUACAUAUGCUAUGUAGUUUAUAUUGCCAUAUAGCUAAUUCAGAAGCUAAGAAAGCUACUAUAGCUAAGUAAUUUAUGUAGGAUAUGUAGCUACAUAGCUAACGUUGGUAAGGCUUAAGCUUACGUAUCCCCAUUAGUUACUUACACUAUAUUGCCAAAAGUAUUCGAUCACCUGCCUUGACUCUCAUAUGAACUUAAGUGACAUCCCAUUCUUAAUCCAUAGGGUUUAAUAUAA
This is a messenger RNA of Cheilinus undulatus (humphead wrasse), 3691 nucleotides long. Its product is annotated as homeobox-containing protein 1-like. The transcript is spliced from 10 exons. Gene Ontology annotation, biological process: positive regulation of DNA-templated transcription. Gene Ontology annotation, cellular component: nucleus. Gene Ontology annotation, molecular function: double-stranded telomeric DNA binding. The record is from RefSeq and is a predicted model, not a curated record. Lineage: Eukaryota; Metazoa; Chordata; Actinopteri; Labriformes; Labridae. The coding region runs from base 167 to 1711 and encodes 514 amino acids.